UUACCCUCUUCCCUUACUCUCUCCGUUCACUUUAUUUCUAUAUUUAUUUGGUGGCUGUUCAUGGCGAAGCAGGGAUCUGUAUUUUUGAAAUUUCGUCAGUUCGAUGCCUAUGCAAAGACAUUAGAUGACUUUCGUGUCAAAACAACAACAGGAGCCACAGUCACCAUUAUUAGCAUUUUACUGAUAGGAUACCUUGUCAUUUCCGAAAUCCUGACAUAUACAACACCUACUUGGCGACCAAGUCUUAUUGUGGAUAAAGGACGAAAAGAAAAACUCACCAUCAACUUCAAUGUGACCUUUCCUCAUAUGCCUUGUCAUAUGUUGAGUUUGGAUGUCAUGGAUGAUUCUGGUGAACAUCUUUCUGGACUUACACAUAAUGUUUAUAAGGUACGAUUAGAUGCCAUGGGUCAAAUCAUUGAUACAGAAAAAGAAUACCAAUUGGGUGACAAAACUCAUGUAUUACAACAAGCAUUACAAGCAAAGGAUGAAUGUGGAAGUUGUUAUGGUGCGGUAUCUGUACGAGAAGAUGGAUGUUGUCCUACAUGUGGGGAUGUACGUGAAGCUUAUGUCAAGAUGGGCUGGGGACUUGGUGAUACGGAUAAAAUUGAACAAUGUGUACGUGAAAAUUGGAAAGAAUUAUUUGAACAUCACUCCAAUGAAGGUUGUAAUCUGAAUGGACGACUAUCAGUGAACAAGAUUCGUGGCAAUUUCCAUAUUGCUCCUGGUCAAGCAUUUACAAAUGAUCAUAUGCAUCUUCAUGAUAUUCAAUCCUUCUUGGCUGGUGCUCCUGAUGGUCACUCUUUUGAUUUAUCUCAUCAAAUUCAUCAACUCAAAUUUGGUCCUAUUGAGACUGGUGAUAUUCCUGAAUCCCUUUUGACAAUCACUAAUCCUUUGGGUGGAACAACAAAAAUAACUGAUCAAGUACAAACUAGCUACCAAUACUUUUUGAAAAUUGUCUCAACUGAAUUGAUACCCUUGCGAGGCAACUCUAUUUACACUAAUCAAUAUUCAUUUACUUCUGAAGAACGUGUCCUUGCUCCUUACUCUGGAGAUCUUCCUGGUGUGUUUUUCAUGAUGGAUAUAUCACCAAUGCAAAUCAUUUACCGGGAAAAUCAACCAUCACUUAUUAGUCUUAUCACAAGUCUUGUUGGUAUUAUAGGUGGCAUCUUUACUGUUGCAGGCUUGGUAGAUAGUGUGGUCUAUCGAGCCGAACGAUCAUUCAAACGCAAAGUAGAACUAGGAAAAGCACUAUAAUAUAUAUAUAUAUAUAUCAUAUCUAUUCUCGUCUAUCAAAUAAAAUAAAAUAAACCUAUUUGAAUUCCUUUUGUCAAUAUC
Halteromyces radiatus is the source of this 1335-nucleotide messenger RNA. Its product is annotated as endoplasmic reticulum vesicle transporter-domain-containing protein. Gene Ontology annotation, cellular component: endoplasmic reticulum; Golgi membrane; endoplasmic reticulum membrane. The record is from RefSeq and is a predicted model, not a curated record. The transcript has 6 exons. The coding region runs from base 61 to 1254 and encodes 397 amino acids. Gene Ontology annotation, biological process: retrograde vesicle-mediated transport, Golgi to endoplasmic reticulum; endoplasmic reticulum to Golgi vesicle-mediated transport. Lineage: Eukaryota; Fungi; Mucoromycota; Mucoromycetes; Mucorales; Cunninghamellaceae.